This is a messenger RNA of Symbiodinium pilosum, 324 nucleotides long. The record is from the annotation of a GenBank genome assembly. Lineage: Eukaryota; Dinophyceae; Suessiales; Symbiodiniaceae.
AUGACUACCGUGGGCUACGGAGACUUCUUUCCGAGGUCCGCCGCAGGCUACGUCAUAGCCUCUGUCCUCACUUUCGUGAGCAUGCUUUUCUCAGCGCUUCCCGUGGGAAUCAUCGGCCACGUCCCAAGUGCUGUUGAUAACCCGGCUCCGCAAGAAUUUCGACAAGUGGGGCUAUACCUCUCAAGACGUUCGAGUGCUAUUCGAGCACGUAGACGAGGAUGGCAACGGCACCUUGAACUUGGCCGAAUUUUUGGAGCUGAUCCAUCAGAUGAGAGUCGGGAUCAGCUUCGACAACGCCUUCCGGAUCUUCACGAUUUUCGAUGA